Messenger RNA from Drosophila willistoni, 2647 nucleotides. RefSeq names its product folylpolyglutamate synthase, mitochondrial (gene Fpgs2). Lineage: Eukaryota; Metazoa; Arthropoda; Insecta; Diptera; Drosophilidae. The record is from RefSeq and is a predicted model, not a curated record. Gene Ontology annotation, molecular function: tetrahydrofolylpolyglutamate synthase activity; ATP binding. Gene Ontology annotation, cellular component: cytosol; cytoplasm; mitochondrion. The transcript has a single exon. Bases 288 to 2381 code for a protein of 697 amino acids. Gene Ontology annotation, biological process: tetrahydrofolylpolyglutamate biosynthetic process.
CAGUUCUAAUUUCAAUUUACCAUUUCGCUAGCUGUCGUUUUAGGUUCUUGUAAAUUUAUAUUUUUUUUAACCCGAAUACUAAUAAAAGAGGUUAAAAAUUCAUUCCAACUCAAACACAGACAGAUUCCGCUUAUAAAUUUUGCACAAUCCAAAAUUUUAUACUUUUCAGUUCGUAAAUUUGUUGUUUGUUUCGUUUCAUUAUUUGCAAAAACAAAAAAACUCGACAUUAACGCGCUCCUUUUCGAACAAAAAAUCCAAAAAAUAACAGAAUAGUAGUAAACAUAAAAAUGAAUUCGCUAUUGCGAAUGGCAUCACGUGAUAUGGCGGCACUGCGAAGAGUUCAAAUGGUAUCGAAUCAUUAUUCCAGAGACUUUUUCAAGAUCAGUUUCAAGAAGCCCGUUCCUAUGAAAAGAAAUAAAGCAACAGCUAAGGAAGACCAAAAUCCUGAAGCAGUGCAACAAGCAAAGCAACCGGAAUCAACUCAGAAAGUCGCUGCGGUGGCCCCGAAUAUUACCGAUCAAAGGGCCAAAUGGAUGGCCAAAGUAUCUCCGGAGAUGCAAAAGAAGGCUCAAUUGUCGGCCAAUCGAGGAGCAGCUUCUGAAACUUUGCACUCGUUUCCAUCUACCCCGCCGAUACCGAUUUCCCCGCAGAAAAUUCAAGAAAGCAACGAAGCUUUUAAGGGAUCCUGUAGUGAAUCGCAGCGCAAGUCCUGGAUGAAUCGCAUGCAAGGCUCUCAGCAACAAAAGCAGGCUCAAUGGGUGAAGGAGAUGCAGGCCAAACAGCAGGCAGGAAGAGAAAUGCAGCAGCAAAAAUUACAGAAAAUCAAAGAGCAAACGAAUGCUCAAGCCCCAGCCGAGAGUAAUGCAUCCUCAGGUGAGACAGAUGAAGCCACUCCGGAACCAAAAUCCCCAGAACGUUUGGCCUAUUUGGAAGCAGUUACAAGGUUGAAUUCCUAUCAGGUGCUAGAGCCAUUGCCCGGAAGAAUUACAUUAAAGCCAAGUGAAACGCAGCUGGAUCCGAUUGUAGAACAAACUUUUGCCUGUUUGUAUAAAACGGGGCUGGAUCUAACCGAUUUGGAGGCAAUUCCGGUCAUCCAAGUAGCUGGAACCAAAGGUCGUGGCUCCACCUGCCGCAUAGUGGAGAGUAUUUUGCAAGCACACGGGGUCAAAACGGGGGUCCUGUCCUCACCCCAUGUCUUUUCGACCACCGAACGUAUACGCAUAGAUGGUGAACCCAUUUCGGAAGCGGAGUUCACCCAGCUCUUUGGGUUACUGCAUGACCAAUUGAUUGAGAUGAAACCACUGCCGGCAUACAAUAAACUUUUGACAGUGAUGGCAUUUCACGCCUUCCGGAACGCUGAGGUCGAUGUGGCUAUCGUUGAGGUGGGCAACGGUUGUGCCAGCGAUCCAACCAAUGUUUGCUUGCAUGCUCAAACCAUUGGCAUCAGCACUCUCGGCUGGGAGCAAAACUUUAAUCUGGGCAACUCCAUGAGGGAUAUCGCUUGGACCAAGGCCGCCAUUAUGAAGCCUGAUGCAAGUAUCUAUACAUCAGUCAUCCAACCGGAAUGCUGUGAAGUAUUGAAUCAAGGGGCCAAAAAAUUGGGUGUUAAACUCCACCGUGUUCCAGCUUUCCAUGAAUACAUAGAGAAGAAUUUAAAUAACAAGAAAACUCUAUCAAAUGUCAAUUACUCGAUGAGAUUAAAUGGCUCGUUGGGCAUUCAAUUGGCCUACGAUUAUCUCAGACGUUAUAAGCCCGAAUAUAUUGUCGGCCUGGAACCUAAUAGUGUUGAACUGACACAGGGAACAGCUCGUGGGAUUGAGACUUAUGAGCAGCCGGGACAAUUUGAUAUCAUCAAGUGUGGCAUGUUUAAUGUUUAUUUGGAUUUUGCCGACACUCUGGAGAGCAUGAUGGCUUGCCGGGAUUGGUUCUAUUCGCGUACACGCUGCAAUCGUUUCCCGAAGAUUCUUCUAUUCAACAAGGUGAAUGAGUUUAAUGCCAAAGAUCUAUUGACUGUCAUACGGAUGAAUGUGCGCUUCGAUGAGGCUGGCUUUGUUCCGAAUCCCAAUUACUUUGAGGGUGAAAUUAUCGACCAGGCACAGGAUUCUUCCAAGUCCAUGGUGUGGCAUGGAAUGGAAAAUUUGCAGCGAGCCAAACGUAAUGCCGGCAAUUGGCGCGCCCUCUGCGAGGAGACUGGCAAGAAGGAUAACUCUCAAAUAUCCCUAUCGAUUGCUUCAUAUUUCGAAUAUCUGACCAACAAAUAUGGCAAGCAAUCAUAUGGCAAAAGAAGCGAAUUAGAUGUUCUUGUCACGGGCUCUAGGCAAUUGGUUGCCGCCACAAUUUCCCAUCUGCACAAGUUGAAGGGUCUAAACACCAAAAUUUAGUCAAGCAAUCGAACAUAAAUCUAUAAAACAAAAACUACGAUUUUCGUUUAGUUUGUGAAAUUUUAUCGUGGAUUUUUUUGUUUUUAUGUUCAAUGCAAACACAAAAUUCGUUCUCAUCAUCAGCCACUGAAAAGCUCGAAGAAUCUACGACAACUUAAAAGAUGGACCAGUAUAAGAAUAUUUUCCAAAACAGAAACCAACAAAAUUUUUAUAAACGAAUUCGUUUUAUUCAGAGUACAAUAAAUAAAACAGAAAAUAAAACUGAA